UUUCAGUUUCCUGCACUUCUGCGUUUCUCACAGGAGCAGAAACAUGUGUAACUACACUUCAGGAGAAAAUGGAACCGAAAUGAGACACCCGACAUACGCUUUUGUGUUAGGGUCUGUGAUACUGGUGGGUCUGCCUCUCAAUGCCCUGUCACUGGUGAUCCUGUGUCGCUGCCACAGCCUCAAGUCCCCCAGUGCAGUCUUCAUGGUGAACCUGGCAGUCUCAGACCUGCUGCUGGUGGUCUCCCUACCUCUGAGGGUCUUCUUCUACGCCACAGGCACCUGGCCUCUGAGUGAUUUAGCGUGCAUUUGUGUCACAAUGCUUUUUCGCAACAACAUCCGCUCCAGCGCCUUCUUCAUCACCUCCAUCAGCGUGGACCGGCUGCUGGCUGUGGUUUAUCCUCUGAGGUCACGCCACCUUCGGACCUCGUCUAACGCCUGGAAAGCUGCGGUGUUCGUUUGGCUGCUUGUGUUGGUGAUCAACAUCCCAGAGAGUAUGCAUUUUUCAAAGUUUUUAAACAAGUUAAAUGGAUCUUCCUGUUUUGAAUUUAAGUGUCAUCAAAGAUCACUGAUGCAUUACAUUCAGCCUGUGCUCGUGUUCACCAUGCUGGUCAUCAACAUGGUGUGCACGGCUCUGGUGUCUUGGACUCUUAGUAGACGCCUGAAUGACUCUGCCGGGGUCAAAAACAAGGUGAAUGUCAUGCUGAUUUUUGCCAUGAACUUGAUUAUGUUCAUCGUGUUUUUCUUGCCCGUGUCCUUGGGCAUUCUCAUUGAAAGUUGGAGACCUGUAAUCCCACCACUGAUCUGUCUAGCUAGUGUGAACUGCUGCCUGGACCCUCUGCUGUAUUACUUUUCUUUCGACGGCUUCUGGAGGAGAACAGAGGAGGUGGACUCUUCCCUUGCAAGAGAAUAGAUGGAUUCAAUACACAAGGACAACAGUCACUCAAACAGAAUAUCCACAAGACUUGUGGGUUGUGUGUCCGGGCUGUUCGUGACAUGAGGUGGCACAUACGGUCACCUAGUUUUACUGCUAUUUAUUUUUACAGCCCAUAUUGUCAUAACAGCAGAAAUGUAUUUUCCACCAGAAGGAAAUGUGUCAGAAAUGACUGUGGUGGAAAUCUUUUUUACAGUAUUUUCUGAAAAACUGCAAGGUAGCUUUGAUUUGAUAUCUAGCACUUAGUGCUUACAAAAUAAAAUUAUUUAACUUAAAAAAUCUUUCCUCCUACAAACUUCCAUGGAGGUACAGCGUGUUUGGAAAUGACGUUCAAUAAAAAUAUUAUCUGCUCAAGCAUUAUUUACCUUGAUUUUUCUUUGAAGGCAGCUCAUGAACAUGACAAUAAGCUCCAAUGUGCUCCAUUGUAACUGCCUAACCAAUUUCUCUUACAGACGUUUUGGUGGGAAAAUACUUCAGUGAGGUGGAAAUGAUGUCAAACUGUAUAAAAAUGAACAUUUAAAAUGAUGUAAUGUUUUAUGUAAAUGUCUCCUGUAUAGGUUAUAAAGUACAUGAGUGCCAUGAGAGAAUUUCUUUAUUACAAUAAAAAAGGCGACUUUUAUCAUGACA
This is a messenger RNA of Labrus mixtus (cuckoo wrasse), 1558 nucleotides long. Its product is annotated as lysophosphatidic acid receptor 6-like. The record is from RefSeq and is a predicted model, not a curated record. Bases 44 to 910 code for a protein of 288 amino acids. The transcript has a single exon. Gene Ontology annotation, molecular function: lysophosphatidic acid receptor activity. Gene Ontology annotation, biological process: phospholipase C-activating G protein-coupled receptor signaling pathway; positive regulation of Rho protein signal transduction. Gene Ontology annotation, cellular component: membrane. Lineage: Eukaryota; Metazoa; Chordata; Actinopteri; Labriformes; Labridae.